UAUAGUUCAGCACAGCAACAUCAGGGUUGUUUUCUUAAAGCCAUAUUGCUAAAGCACUCAGGGCAGCAUUAAAAGGCAAACAAAUCCUCCAAUGAGAACCCCAGCUGCUCUGUGUAAAUCAGGCUCCAUCUUCUUUGUGCCUGCAUUUGGAGUUGGAAGCAUUAAGCACAGUUUCCCAGCACUGAACCCGUCUUUCCUUCCCAUUUUUAAUUCCAAUGUCAUAUAAUGAACCCAAAGUGGCACAAUAAUCUCUGUAUGUAAGAAAACAGCAAGAUGGAUGACUUAGUGCUGGUAAUUAGCAUUUUCACUGGUCAAUUUGCUUGCAUCUGUAAUUAAGUUUUUGGUCAGAGUUUCAACUUCCAUAAAGAAAUAUGGGGCACAGUGGCACAGCUUAAUGGUUGGGUUUAGUGUCCCUUUAACAGGUACCCUAGGAGUGUAUACCAGUCUCUGACUUGGCUACCUUUAGCAGACCAAAUGGCUGCAUGGUGGAGAUAUCACAAAGGAAUGGGAAGCAUGGAAAAUGUGAGGAGGAAUAACACAUGCCCUGGAGAAAGAAUCUAUGCAAAGUCUACAAUUCAGCAAUACAAAACAGAGAGUAAGGCUAAGGACACACUAGGCGAUUUUGCCGCGAAAAGUCGCCCGCGAUUUUUAAAAAGAAAGUCGCGGCGACAUGGCGAUCGUCAUUUGCUGCAGCGAUUUGAAGGAGCGACAUUUACAGGAAGCGACUGUUAUACCACAAUGCCAUGCGAAACUAGCACGUCAUGUUCACGCAGAAAACGGAAGUCGUUUGUUCGUUCGGCGUGUUGUCUCAGUGGCGUGUUGUCUCUGCCGCGUGUUGUCUCAGCGGCGUGUUGUCUCCUGCUUCAUUAUGGAGGAUGAGCUGGCAGUAUUAUUUAUGCUUAUCUACUUGUAUUAUUUUUUGCUACAGGAAGAAAGAAAAAAAAGAGCAGCUGCUAGAAAGUAUUGGGUACAUCCCAUAACAAGUCAGCGGCUAAAGAAUGGACAGUUUCAUAUUUUAUACAGUGAACUGCGCCGUUAUCCUGAAAAAUUCCAAAAAUUUUUUCGGAUGUCAACAUCUAGCUUUGAUGAGCUGCUGACUAUUUUAACGCCAGGUCUGAGUCAUGACCACACGUUGAUGAGGGAUCCGAUUUCGCCCGAGGAACGACUAUGCUUAACUCUAAGAUUUUUAGCAACUGGGCAGUCAUUUUCCUCUUUAUAUUUCCAGUUUCUUAUUGGUCGAUCCACUAUUUCCAAAAUUGUUAGAGAAACGUGUAUGCUUAUGUGGUCUGAGCUGAGAAGACUUGUGAUGCCAGUCCCAGAUGAAAUUGGUUCAAAAUACUUUAAUUAUAAAAAAUACUUUUCCAUUGUUCUUAUGGCUGUCGUUGACGCAAAUUAUUGCUUUACACUCAUUGAUGUUGGAGCCUAUGGAAGCACUGGCGAUGCUAGUGCUUUCAGGAAUUCUUCAUUCGGACGCCGACUCUCAGAAGGGGCACUUCAACUACCUCCUCCGAAACCAUUGCCUGGGACUGCUGGACCUUGUAUGCCUUAUGUCUUUGUGGGUGAUGAGGCAUUUGGCCUUACGGAAAAUAUAAUGCGGCCAUACCCAGGGUCACAAAGGGCCAUUCAGAAAAGAGUUUUCAAUUACAGAUUAUCAAGAGCAAGGCGUAUGGUGGAAUGUGCUUUUGGUAUUCUGUCCAACAAAUGGCGGGUAUUCCAUACUGCUAUACAACUGGAACCUGAUUUUGUGGACAAUGUGAUAAAAGCCGGUUGUGUUUUACAUAACUUUGUGCGGCUUCGGGAUGGCUACAAUUACCAAGACACCCUAACAGAUGAUAUACCAGACAUUGAUUGGGCCCCUGUUAGAGGUCCUACAGGAGGAAUGAGGGUGCGAGAUCAUUUGGCAAAUUAUUUUAUGUCUCCUGAUGGCUCAGUACCGUGGCAGUUAAACCGCAUGUAG
Molecule: messenger RNA, 1957 nt
Organism: Xenopus laevis (African clawed frog)
Lineage: Eukaryota; Metazoa; Chordata; Amphibia; Anura; Pipidae
Product: protein ALP1-like
Exons: 3
Coding region: 671-1957 (428 amino acids)
Source: RefSeq, a predicted model, not a curated record